CACUGAUCAACAUUUCUUCAUUGGUGCACAGGACGUCAAGUAACUUCAUAUUUUUCUGGAGAAGGAGAAGAGUGAAGAAUUGAUGAUGAAGUCCCUCUACGUUUGUCUUUCUGCAGUCCUCCUGUCAGUCUCAGUGCAGGCUUACAAGAUGUCUGUUAAUGGUUGGUCAAUGACAAUCGCGGAUGGAGUGUGGGCUGAGGAAGGAGGCUCCGCUGUCUUACCCUGCAGCUUCACCCACCCUGACACUCACCUCACACUCACCGGCUCCAUCUUAUGGUACAAGGAGGAAACACGGGCUUUUAUCUUUAAGUGUACAUAUCCUGGUCCAGACCAUUCCCAGGGUGAGCUGUGUGAGAAUGUGAGACGGCGGGAUGGUGGGAAUCGAUUCAGAUUCGUGGGGAGUCUCACCAACAAAGAUGCCUCAGUAAUGAUGGAGGGACUGAGCCGGGAGGAUGCUGGUUUCUAUCGGUGUCGAGUGGAGCUCAAUAUCGGCAAUUUGCAAACAAGGUAUCGAACACGCCUGGAAGUGGAAGCUGCUCAGGGAAAUGUCCCAGUGGUGAGUGGGACAGAGGGAGAUUCAGUUACUUUACCCUGUAUCUUCAGUCGCUGGGACUCCUACACCCUGACCACUGUUUCCUGGAUGAGGAAGGAGCCCUACCAACACAUCGUUACAUUUACAGCCCAAUCACAGGGAACUUGGACAACUGGACACGGUGGAAAUCUGUACGAGCUCAUCGGGAACCCAGAGGAGGGAAACGCCUCGACCAGGAUAAACCAGCUGAGUGUGAGGGACAAUCACACUUACCUGUGUCUGGUGGAAUACAGGUCAAGAUUCAACUCUCAGUAUCUGAUCCAGAAAGAGACUCGGCUGCAGGUACAUGCUUUGUCUGCUUAUGGUUGGUCAAUGACAAUCGCGGAUGGAGUGUGGGCUGAGGAAGGAGGCUCUGCUGUCUUACCCUGCAGCUUCACCCACCCUGACACUCACCUCACACUCACCGGCUCCAUCUUAUGGUACAAGAAGGAAACACGGGCUUUUAUCUUUAAGUGUACAUAUCCUGGUCCAGAUCAUUCCCAGGGUGAGCUGUGUGAGAAUGUGAUACAGCGGCACGGUGGGAAUCGAUUCAGAUUCGUGGGGAACCUCAGCAACAAAGAUGUCUCAGUUAUGAUGGAGGGACUGAGCCGGGAGGAUGUUGGUUCCUAUCGGUGUCGUGUGGAGCUCAAUAUCGGCAAGUUUCAAUCAUGGUAUGGAACACGCCUGGAAGUGGAAGCUGCUCAGGGAAAUGUCCCAGUGGUGAGUGGGACAGAGGGAGAUUCAGUUACUUUACCCUGUAUCUUCAGUCGCUGGUACUACCCUACCCUGACCACUGUUACCUGGAUGAGGAAGGAGCCCUACCAACACAUCGUUACAUUUACAGCCCAAUCACAGGGAACUUGGAGAACUGGACACGGUGGAAAUCGAUACGAGCUCAUCGGGAACCCAGAGGAGGGAAACGCCUCGACCAGGAUAAACCAGCUGAGUGUGAGGGACAAUCACACUUACCUGUGUCUGGUGGAAUACAGAUCAGAACCGGAUUAUCAGUAUCUGAUCCAGAAAGAGACUCGGUUGCAGGUACAUGUGAACAGGACUGAGCCCACCACUGUAUAUCUGCCAGUCAUUCCAACACUUCUCAUCCUGCCCAUCUGCUUCAUAAUCUUCAUCAACUUCAGCAACAAAGGAGGGUGUUCACAGCAAAUCAAGAGAACGACACCUUUGAAAAGGAAUGAUCCAGGGUCAUCCAGCAUUCCUGAGCCUCAUCAGGCCCAGCAGCCGUUGACCUCAGGUACUGGCUGUACUCGAACUGACCAAUCACCAUCCAUUUCAGACACUGUAACAUCGAGUGUGUGAAGCAUCAACACAGUGGACAGACCUGCAGUGACAGAGUACCACCCUCACUGUACAGCCUGACCACUUUGGACUAACUCUCUUCCCAUUCAGUGUGACCCAGUGAG
Molecule: messenger RNA, 1989 nt
Organism: Hemiscyllium ocellatum (epaulette shark)
Lineage: Eukaryota; Metazoa; Chordata; Chondrichthyes; Orectolobiformes; Hemiscylliidae
Exons: 8
Coding region: 83-1885 (600 amino acids)
Biological process (GO): regulation of actin cytoskeleton organization; regulation of bone resorption; regulation of osteoclast development
Cellular component (GO): plasma membrane
Source: RefSeq, a predicted model, not a curated record